Molecule: messenger RNA, 390 nt
Organism: Cryptomeria japonica (Japanese cedar)
Lineage: Eukaryota; Viridiplantae; Streptophyta; Pinopsida; Cupressales; Cupressaceae
Product: glycine-rich protein 5
Exons: 1
Coding region: 1-390 (129 amino acids)
Source: RefSeq, a predicted model, not a curated record
AUGCCGAGAGAUCUUCCUGAAAACCCACAUGCAGUUCACCCUGAAUUCCUGCCUGUAAUUAUGGUGUUUAUAGGGCUCAUCAUGUCAUCCAUGGUUGUUCUUUUCUGUGCAUCUGAAAAGAAGAAAAAGAAUACGAGGAGGAGAAGCGAGGUGAGUUUUGGAUAUGUCAAUGGAGGAGAUAAGAAGAUAAAGGGGGGUGGUGGGAAUAGAGAUGUUUGGUUUGCAGGAGCAGCUGGUGUUUCAGGAGGCGUUAUUGCUGCUACGGCUAUAACUUCUGCUGGGAAUUGCGGCGGUGGCGGUGGCGGCGACGGCGGCGGUGGUGGCGGCUGUGGUGGUGGCGGCGGCUGCGGUGGGGGAGGAUGUGGCGGCGGCGGCGGCUGUGGUGGCUGA